Molecule: messenger RNA, 2230 nt
Organism: Diospyros lotus (date-plum)
Lineage: Eukaryota; Viridiplantae; Streptophyta; Magnoliopsida; Ericales; Ebenaceae
Exons: 9
Coding region: 118-1827 (569 amino acids)
Source: RefSeq, a predicted model, not a curated record
GUGGUACUGCCUCCCACUCUCCGCCCUCCAGAAAGAUCUCCUUUCUCGCAUUUCCAUCUCUCUCUCUCUCUCUCUCUCUCUCUAAAAACCCCUGUUUCUCUCUCUAAACGUAUAGCCAUGGCCGAUCCAAUCGAACCCCCGACGCCCUCUACGUCGUCCACUGUGGCCAGUACGACGUCGUACAUGCACCCCCGGAGAGAGCCAUUCGAGCACGGACUCAUCCCCAUUCCCAAGCUCGUCUUCACCGACGGCGCGCAAACCCUAUCCCCUCUCAGGGAUAAGUUUAUUGAGCGGUCCAAACAGUCGCCGACUUGCCGGGUCGACUCGCUCGCGCUCUCCGAGAUCCUCCAGAUCUCGCCCGACCACUCGCGCCUCGUCCUCGACACCAUCUCCGCCGUCCUCCACUCGGACUCCGAUCCCCUCGUCGUCGCCGAGCCCUCCGAAGUCGAGAAUGUCGGGGUCGAUGCGUGUGAUUUGGUGCUGUUUUUGUAUAUUCAAUCGUACAAACGGUUGCUUCCGAGGACGCACAAGGACGCGGCUUCGGUGGCUGAUGUCUGGCCGUCCACUUCGGCGUUCGAUGGGUAUUUGUCGGCUCUUUCGCCAUUGCAGCUUGUGCGUAGCAAUAGCCGCCGUUUGCCAUCGCAAGCUGACGAAGAGUCUCAUCAGUUAUCCUACUUACAGAAGCACUUGGCCAACAUCCUGUCUCUUUUGGCAGAUUCUGUGGAAGGAGAAAGUGAAGAAUCUCUGGUUUUGACAAUGGAAAAGUUUGAGCACCUUCAAUUUCUAAUUUAUUUUAGUGAAAAAGGAUCAGAAAAAGUUCCUUUGUGCCAGGCUGCUCCAUUUUUUGCUAAUUCAGAUCCUGGCAUGCCUGCUGCUCCUGUUCCCAUAACUCAAGUUCAUGAUUGGCUUCUGGAGAAUAUAGUCUCUGCUUUGGAGCAUAUUUCUGAAAGAGUUUCUCCAAAAGAAAAUGGGCCAGCCGGUGCUUCUGAUCAGGAUGUCCCAAUGGCUGAUGCCUGUGCAAGUUCCAUCAAGUCCUCCAUCAGUUCUAGGGGUCCUAGCUUUAUUGAGGGAAUCUCUAAGUCAUCAUUGGUAAAGCAGGCAUCUGAUGUAAAAGGAUCUUCUGUGAAGGUUCUAAAUUGCCACGAUUCUGUCAUUUACAUUUUAGCACCUUUGAGAUAUGCCACCAUUUAUGGAUGCUCUGACACAACUAUAGUUCUGGGAGCUGUUGGCAAGGCUGUAAGAGUUGAACACUGUGAACGAGUGCAUCUCAUUGCUGCAGCAAAACGAAUUUGUAUUGCCAAUUGUCGUGAGUGUAUUUUCUUCUUAGGUGUGAAUCAACAGCCUCUUAUUGUUGGGGACAACCAUAAACUGCAGGUGGCACCAUAUAACACAUUCUACUCACAAUUGGAGAAGCACAUCAACCAAGUUGGUAUUCAGACAACUAUCAACAGAUGGGAUGAACCUGUGGCAUUGGGAGUGGUUGAUCCACAUGAUUCUUUAUCUCAUCCUGCAGGUGUAUCUGAUGUUCAAGCGGAGUCUGCUACCCGCCUAGAUCCUGAUCAGUUUACUAAAUUUUUGAUUCCAAACUGGUUUGAGGGGGAACACACUGGGUCCACAAAAGAUAAUCCAUUUCCGUUGCCAGAAGCUUAUAUGGUGUCUCAGCAUAGAAAUCACAAUAUUUUAGGAGAGAUCAAGCAAAGUUUGAGGGAAACGCAGCUUGAAGAAAGCCUAAAGCGUGAAUUAUCAAGCACACUCCACGUACUCUUUAAGGAUUGGCUAUAUGCAUCAGGAAAUAUCCGGCAACUCUACUGCCUACAAGGUGAUUGAAGUCCCAGAUAAAACAGACGUUGGAGCUUUCUCUCUGGUUCUCUUCUGUUUAUGGCUUGAACUCAUGCAAGUUCCUCUUGCAAUUCAUUCAUGGUGGUGGGUACUGGGGGCAGCUCGAAAUCAGCCCUUUUUGUUGCAGUGGCAACCGCUAUAUAUAUAUAUAUGCUUCGCCAUGUCGUCUAGAAUGCAGUUCUUGCAGUCUGUAACAAUUGCAAACUGCUUGUAUUUCUUCUUCUUCUUCUUCUUUUUUGUCUUUUUAUUCUUUGGAUUUUUAGGGAACAAAAAUUUACUGGAAUGUCUACUUUUACUUGAAAAAUUCAGUCAAUGUGUUUAACUGUAACCGCCUUUAGGUCUUGAUGUUUACUGCUCUGAGUUUAUUAUUGGGAGGUCUGUUUGUUGGGAA